Molecule: messenger RNA, 294 nt
Organism: Strongylus vulgaris
Lineage: Eukaryota; Metazoa; Nematoda; Chromadorea; Rhabditida; Strongylidae
Source: the annotation of a GenBank genome assembly
AUGAUGAAGAAGGCAAAUGAGACUCUCAACGAAGGAAUGAAGACGCUUGGAUUUGGUGAUCAGAGCCAAAGAUCUCUUCUCUCUUCACUGAUUCCCGGACUUCGUUCUUCUCAAGGAGGUAUGGGUGGUACAUCACUUGGACAGGCCGCUGCAGGCCUUCCCAUUUUAUCUACCCUGUCUCAGGCAAUUCCAUCAAUGCGAAACAUGCCAGGUUUGGAAACAGGUGGAGCAGCAGCAGGACAACCUGUCAAUCCUCAGUUAAAUAGUGCCAUUGAGCAGGUAACAAAUGCUUAA